AUGAAAGACUUGCUACAACGGCUGACGGUGGCCGUGUAUGCUACCACCGGUGCUGUCGCAGCGACUGCAAAGCAUGCGUAUCAAUUCAAUUCGGUGGCAAUCACAGGAGGAGGAUAUAUCACGGGUAUCGUGGGACAUCCCACGGAGAAGAACCUCCUCUAUGCGCGGACAGAUAUCGGUAGCACUUAUCGCUGGUCUCAAGAGGCGAACAAAUGGAUUCCGUUGACCGAUUUUCUUGGUCCAGAGGACGAGAACCUCAUGGGCACGGAGAGCGUUGCCAUGGACCCCAUGAAUCCUGAUCGCCUUUAUCUGGCACAAGGCCGAUAUUUGAACUCCAACCAAACGGCGAUUUUUGUGUCGGAUGAUCGGGGCGCGAGUUUUACACGGCAUGAGGCGCCAUUCGCAAUGGGCGCGAACGAGCUGGGUCGGAAUAACGGCGAGCGGUUGGCUGUGAAUCCGUUCAAGACGAAUGAGCUCUGGAUGGGAACCCGCAAUGCGGGAUUGAUGAAGAGUGUCGAUCGAGCGAGGACAUGGACAAAUGUUACCAGUUUUCCGGACACGGCUACCAACGGCAUUGGAGUUACUUUUGUGAUAUUUGAUCCGGAAAACGAAGGGACUAUUUACGCCGGGGCGUGUGUUCCCAGUGGGUUGUAUGUCACCACGGACUCGGGAAAGACCUGGAACGCCUUGCCUGGACAGCCGAAAGCAUGGGACAAGUCGCUACUCAAUUAUCCCAACGAGACACAGCCGCAGAGCACUGCACCGCAGCCGAUGAAAGCAGUGCUCGCGUCGAACGGCGCCCUCUACGUGACUUAUGCGGAUGCUCCUGGUCCAUGGGGAGUUGCAUACGGAGCCGUGCACGUCUAUAACACCACGUCCUCGAAAUGGACUGACAUCACCCCGUCCGCAAAGAAUACUUCACCUGCGCCUUAUACGCCCCAAGCCUUCCCUGCGGGUGGAUAUUGCGGCCUUAGCGUCGCUGUAGAUGAUCCCGACACCGUUGUCGUGGUCUCCCUUGAUCGAGACCCCGGUCCGGCGCUUGAUAGCAUGUAUCUCUCGCGUGACGGUGGUCGCACAUGGAAGGACGUCUCCCAGCUGUCCACUCCAUCCGGUAGCGGUGGGUAUUGGGGACAUCCGAUUGAGGAGGCAGCUCUGGCAAACGGCACCACAGUCGAAUGGCUGAGCUUCAACUGGGGCCCUCAAUGGGGAGGUUACGGGGCUCCAUCGCCUGUUAAAGGUCUGACCAAGUUCGGAUGGUGGAUGACGGCUGUGCUCAUUGAUCCCAGUGACUCGGGUCAUGUCAUGUACGCGACAGGCGCGACAAUCUGGUCUACCGAUAACAUCUCACAGGCGGACAAAGACUCAGCGCCAGGAUGGUACAUUCAGGCACAAGGUAUCGAAGAGACCGUGGCACUCGCUUUGAUUAGUCCCCCGGCUGGCCCGGCAAAUCUAAUCAGUGGAGUGGGCGAUAUCAAUGGAUUUCGUCACGACAACCUCGACACUCCUCAGCCAAUGAUAGGACUGCCUGCCUUCUCAAACCUCAAUACGCUCGACUGGGCUGGGAAGAAGCCCGAAAUAAUAGUUCGCGGUGGACCAUCUGGUCACGAAUAUGAAGAUGGCUGUGGACAAGCAGCAUAUUCCACAGAUGGAGCUGACAGCUGGGUGAAGUUCGCAACUUGCAUUCCGGGAGUGAACACCAGCAGCACAAACCCAGGUGUGAUGGCCCUCGACGCUUCUGGAAAAUUCGUGGUCUGGACCUCGGCCAUGGCGGUUGUCUCCCCUACCCUGCAGAGUCCUAACGUCCCAGCCACCGACUCGGGGCCGUACUUGUCGCACGACUGGGGAAAAACCUGGAAAUCGCCUCAUGGACUAUCAGUUCAGACGCCAUACCUCAGCGCGGACCGUGUUAAGCCAAAGACCUUCUACGUGUUCACCGACAGUGUGUGGUAUCUUAGUACUGACGGCGGGGUGUCAUACAAGGCCUCGAAAGCGAAGGACGUUGGUCUCCCCAAACAUGAUGGCGCCGUUCCAGUGGUGAACCUGAACCGAGCCGGAGAGGUCUGGCUCGCUCUAGGAGACCAGGGAGUGUACCAUACAAGCAACUUCGGACGUCGCUGGAAGCGCGUCACAGAUCGAGGAACAGUGGCCGAGCUUAUCACAGUUGGCGCGGGGGUGAAGAAGAACCAGCUUUCUUUGUUCAUUCGCGGCCGUCCAUCUCGCACUCCCAAGUCAGCGCACGGAAUCUACCGCUCAGAUGAUGGAGGUGCGUCAUGGGAUCGCGUUGAUGAUGAUACUCAUCGGUAUGGCGGGUUCAAUCUCAUCCAGGGCGACCCUAGAGUCUACGGACGGGUUUACUUGGGCACCGGUGGACGUGGUAUUUUGUACGCGGAUAUUGCGCGUGGACGUUCUGACAAGGAAGGGAACGUGCCCGGAACAGGAGGAAUCUAG
Molecule: messenger RNA, 2448 nt
Organism: Aspergillus melleus
Lineage: Eukaryota; Fungi; Ascomycota; Eurotiomycetes; Eurotiales; Aspergillaceae
Product: WD40/YVTN/BNR-like repeat-containing protein
Exons: 1
Coding region: 1-2448 (815 amino acids)
Biological process (GO): xyloglucan metabolic process
Molecular function (GO): protein binding
Source: RefSeq, a predicted model, not a curated record